Molecule: messenger RNA, 1736 nt
Organism: Calypte anna (Anna's hummingbird)
Lineage: Eukaryota; Metazoa; Chordata; Aves; Apodiformes; Trochilidae
Gene: GOLGA7
Product: golgin A7
Exons: 5
Coding region: 85-498 (137 amino acids)
Biological process (GO): protein targeting to membrane; peptidyl-L-cysteine S-palmitoylation; Golgi to plasma membrane protein transport
Cellular component (GO): Golgi stack; palmitoyltransferase complex
Source: RefSeq, a predicted model, not a curated record
CUUCCGCCCUUUCCCUGCCCGGAGCGGUGGCGACGCUUUGGCCGGAGCCGCAGGGCAGCGGCUGCCCCGGAGCGGAGCGGAGCGAUGAGGCCGCAGCAGGCGCCGGUGUCGGGAAAAGUCUUCAUCCAGCGGGACUACAGCGGCGGGACGCGCUGCCAGUUCCAGAGCAAGUUCCCGGCCGAGCUGGAGAACAGGAUUGACAGGCAGCAGUUUGAGGAGACUGUGAGGACACUCAACAACCUCUACGCAGAAGCUGAAAAGCUGGGGGGCCAGUCCUACCUGGAGGGGUGCCUGGCCUGCCUGACUGCCUACACCAUCUUCUUGUGCAUGGAGACACACUAUGAGAAGGUUCUAAAGAAAAUUGCCAAGUUCAUUCAGGAACAGAACGAGAAGAUUUAUGCUCCUCAGGGCCUCCUCCUGACAGACCCCAUCGAGAGAGGGCUACGAGUUAUUGAAAUCACCAUUUAUGAAGACAGAGGUAUGAGCAGUGGAAGAUAAAACUGAGGAGUUUCAGACAGUGGACUUGCUCUUCCCCUACCUCCUACUUUAGAGCAUCAUUCCUCUCUGCUGCCAGAUCCAUGGUGCCAUCUCUUACAAGGACUAACUUCCUAAAACUGCUCCCCAGGGGGUGACCCAGCUGGUCAGCAUCCAUUUUCUGGCAAACUUCUAAGCAAUGAGAUCACUUUUUAGUUGGUUGGUUGGUUUGUUUGUUUUCCAAGGAAAAGCAGGAGUGGUAAAACUACGUUCUCCUCUGGAAGAAAGAGGCCACUUGGCCCAGCAGCACUCUGAUUUUAGUCAUGUCAGCACAGGGCUGUUCCUCCCCCCUGCAUCAGCCAGGGCAGACUUGGGACUUUUCCCUUCUCUCCAGUCCCUGUUGGGGUGAGGGGAUCCCCAGGGCCUCUGCCUGCUGAGAAGUGACUGCAGGCCAUGAGCCUCUUGCAUUCCCUCUGCUGAUUCUCAUGGAAAACCAGAAGGCAAAGUGUUGUUUUUUUUAAAAAAAAAAAAGUUUUUGGCUGUUCCUAGAAAGGAGAGGAGCAGCUGGACUUUAAUACUGGUGUUUUUUCUACUGCUGUGUCUGUGCUGUUGCAUCUGUCCAUGCUCACCAGAAGAGGGGAGUCUGUUUGUUCAUACAACAGUAAGGACAAUAAAAUGGAUGCUGAACCAAUAAACACAACAAUUCCUACCCUGCUCUGGUUAAUAUGUGAAGUGUAAAACUGUUUCUUUAUGGAUUUAUUAUAUAUAAUUUAUAAGAAAAAAACUGAUUUGGCAAACUGUUAGAUGUUGUGUAAGGUGAUUUCUUAACUCUCUGCUGCACACUCAGAGUAGAGCAGUGCAUUAUUUAGUGUCCCCCACUCAUCACCAUUCCUCAGCAGUUCCUGCAGCAGUGAAGUCCCCACAAACCAACCUGGCUUGAUAUUUUCCUCUCAUACUUUUCCCUUAUCAAAGCAAGGAUGUCCUGGUCUGGGUUUGGAGCAUUGCUGUCCAACUGGAGAAGGAAUUUGGGCAUUUAGAGGAGGAGGUGAUUACAGUGCUCUGGCUGCUGGUGGAGCUGUAGGUGCUAAUCUGGAUCUGAAAUUCCAGGCUUGUUACUCAGCCACUGAUUUGUUUUUUCUUUUCAUGUUUUCAUUGUAUAAAUCUUGGGGUUUUUUUCUAACCUGUAACAGUGUUUGCCUUUCACAUCUCUUGCAAUACUGGCGGAACUUCUAACGGAUCAGUAAAUCUUUUCUUACACCGUU